This is a messenger RNA of Sclerotinia borealis F-4128, 1884 nucleotides long. NCBI's taxonomy places the organism in Eukaryota, Fungi, Ascomycota, Leotiomycetes, Helotiales, Sclerotiniaceae. The record is from the annotation of a GenBank genome assembly.
AUGGAAAAGGAAUCUCCUAAACCAUCAAUGACCUCGGAAACAGCACCGAGAAAGUAUACCACACGCCAUGAGAAAUUACAUACUCGCCGAGAAAGUAAUUAUCCAAAUUAUCAUUCACCACCUUUGAGUUCGAUUUCUCAAUUGAGCAUACCGCCAGUCAUACUACCUGCGAUCGAUACAACUCUUCAAGUCGAGAUGCCAAGAAUACAGCAAGGGAUCAUGGAGGAUAGAGGUGGUGCUGGUCAUUCUAUGAUUGGAAAUACACCAUUUUCGACUGCAGAUAUCGAUUUUGAGUUAAUAUGGCCGGAUUCAGAGGAUUUAUUUGAAACUUUGAUGUCUUCCGAUCCAACGAACUCAUGGCAAAUACCAAUUGGAACAUUACCGAUACCCAUCACAACUCGGUCACAUAUAAAUAAUGGAUGUUUUGGUAUACCGGGCCCAUCCCACGAGAAGGGAUCGAUUGGCUCUAUUCCGUCAUCAACCGUUACGGCUGCUGUUGAAGCUACAUCUCUCACCUCGGUUUUCUUAGAUGAAUGUUUACAUAUGUUCUUUGUAAGAUUCAUACCAACAUUUACAGUAUUACAUCGAUCAACUUUUGUCUUUCGAGAAUGUACUCAACCAUUACUUCUCAAUGCCAUGGCUAUCGGUUCUUUAUAUCUUGGACCUAAGGAUUCAGUCACAAAAGGUGAAGCUCUAUGGCGACUCGCACACAUAGCAGUUGCAUCAACUUGGGAAACGUUGAUCACUCAUCAAGGUCCUCACGAUAGUUGCCAGGAAAAUCGAGUUAUUCGUACAACAAGUCAAGCAUUUCAUGCCCUUGGAUUCUUUUGGGCUAGACAAUGCGCAAUAUCCGAUAGUGAACCAUACUCAAUCAAUAAUCUACCUAGUCAAAAUGCAACGGACGAAGAAAAGGAUAGAGCUUGGAAAUUUUGGGCAGCCAAGGAAAUUCAACAACGUGCAUUAUUAGGUCAUUACGUCUUGGAUGGUCUGAUAUCUCGAAUGUCUGGGGAAACUCCUUCAGUACGACAUGCCGCCAAUCAAUUGGGUUUACCUAGUAGUGAAACUGAAUUUGAGGCUAUGACUGCUAAUGCAUGGCUUGAUCAUAUGAGAUCUCAAGAGCCUUCUCAGCACUCCUUUCGAAAAGGUCUUCAGUCAUUAGUCUCAGAUUGUGAUUCCGAUGACCUUGCUACAGUUGGUGUACCUACAAAGCCCGAAUUACGAAAAGCUUUAAGUCAUGUUUUUGAGGCCAUAUCUAUGAGUCCCAAUCUUUCACAUUCAGAACGACUUGAGCUUUUACUUCGGUGGCAUACCAUCUGUCUGGAUACUUGUAAAGAUUCAUCACUCCUUUGCAGAUCCAUCUGCUCUCGAUAUGGUAUCGUACAACAUGUUUGCGGUGGAAAGAACAUCAUGAAACCAGAACAAGAUUUGAUAAGUUGGGCCAAUACGGAAGAAGCACGAAAAGCCCUCUUACACGCGAUUGCAAUCCAAGAAAUUGUAGAGCAAUUACCUAGGGGUAGAGCACACGUCAUACAUAUCCCAAGUUCCUUAUUCGCAUCGGCAACGCUCUACUGUGUAUUCUCACUAGCGGGUCAUGGUGCAGUCAAUGUACCCAAUAUUGUGGAUUGGCAAGCUGUUUUGACAACGAAUGAAUCGGGAGAUGCUGAAUCAAUAGAUUCGGAUUGUACUGGUCAAUCGGAGACACAAUUAUAUUUACGAGGAGGAGGCGAAAGCUCGUCAUUUAGAGUCAUGGGGAUGGGGACAACGACAAAUCUUCUUUAUGAACUUAAUUCGAUGCAGAAGCUGUUUAAAUGCUUGUGUUCGCAGUGGGGUAUUGCUUUUGAUAUGGAGGAUGUUUUGGAUCAGUGGAAGACUCUUUGUCAUUGA